AUGUCUUCGGAGCCUGUUCCCUCGGACUCCUCUUCCGAGAAACCCAAAUCUCCUAAGAGGCCUUACUCUCCCGAACCGCCCGUUCCUCUUGGCUCUUGGUGGCACCAGUAUUCUACCUCUGAGGAAGAGAAGGCGAACAAGGAGAUGAGGGAAAGGGAAGAGCGGAUGAAGCAGGCUAUAGCUUCUCAUUCUACCAAUGAUGAAGGCGAAUCCCUCGACCCCCAGCCCGAGGCUCCUCAGGCCCCUUCCCCUGUUUUUGUAAUGCGAGAGCAUGAAAGAUAUCCAUAUGCGAUCACUGUUCCCAUAGUUCCCGAGGGGUUUUCUCCAGAGGUUUCUGACAGUUGUUGGCCUGCACAGUUCAUUUCUUCCCGUGGAAACGAGUACUUCUGCGAGGUCGAUGAAGAGUAUUUGACCGAUCGGUUCAACCUUACUGGCUUGAAUACCGAGGUCGCGUACUACCAGUAUGCUUUGGAUCUUGUGACCGAUGUUUUCGACUUGGACGCGGACGACGACUUGCGCGAGCAAAUUGAGAAAUCCGCGCGUCACUUGUACGGACUCGUCCAUGCUCGCUACAUUAUCACCACUCGUGGUCUUUCCAAAAUGGUCGACAAGUACAAGAAGGGCGAUUUUGGCAAAUGCCCUCGUGUCGUGUGCGAGGGUCACCCUCUUCUUCCUAUGGGACAGCAUGACUUUCCCCACACCAGCACCGUCCGUCUUUACUGCGCAAAAUGCGAAGACAUCUACAACCCCAAGUCCUCGCGUCACGCUCAAAUCGAUGGUGCCUAUUUCGGAACCACGUUCCACAGCAUGCUUUUCCAGGUGUAUCCUGCCCUGAUUCCGGAGAAGAGCAUCCGCCGUUACGAGCCCCGCAUCUACGGAUUCCGCGUUCACGCUAGUGCUGCACUUGCUCGCUGGCAGGAUCAAUAUCGUGAAGAGACUAAGGCGCGUCUUCGCGAGGCGGGCACCGAGGUGAAAUACAUCGAGGACACCGAGGAAGAUGAUUUGGAGGACGACGACGAUGAAGUUGACGAGCCUGGUUUUGAUGGCAAGGAAGAGAAGACUGUCGGCGACGCCGCUUCCGGACGCAUGGACAUUGGCAACUAA
Molecule: messenger RNA, 1104 nt
Organism: Aspergillus affinis
Lineage: Eukaryota; Fungi; Ascomycota; Eurotiomycetes; Eurotiales; Aspergillaceae
Product: casein kinase II subunit beta family protein
Exons: 2
Coding region: 1-1104 (367 amino acids)
Cellular component (GO): protein kinase CK2 complex; cytoplasm
Molecular function (GO): protein kinase regulator activity
Source: RefSeq, a predicted model, not a curated record